Molecule: messenger RNA, 1995 nt
Organism: Chionomys nivalis (European snow vole)
Lineage: Eukaryota; Metazoa; Chordata; Mammalia; Rodentia; Cricetidae
Gene: Lmo4
Product: LIM domain only 4
Exons: 5
Coding region: 691-1188 (165 amino acids)
Source: RefSeq, a predicted model, not a curated record
CAGUAACACAUGUGUAAGCGCCGCCGAAGGAGCGAGCGAGCCGGUUAGAGGCCCGCGCCGCCGCCUCUGAGCCGGGCAGCAGCAGCGGGGCAGCCGAUCGGUGCAGCGCUCCCGGCCGGCCCGCAGCUCUCCACUCCGUGCACCGUCGCGCGGGCCGCGGGGCCGAGCUUGCACCGCCGCUCCCGGGCCGCAGGUCGCGGGAGGGGGGGGACAAGAGCUCGGCCGAGCCGCCGGCGGCCCGGAGCGGGCGGGCGGGAGGAAGGCGGCGGCGGAGGAGGAGGAGCGCGCGGGCGCGGCGGGGGCGGGGGCGCGUACAAAGUGAAGCCACAUUGCCAAACUUGCAGUCGCGAUUGCAGCAGUGGCUGCCGCUGCGCCGCACGGGCCGGGCCGAAGGCGCCUGCAGCUGCUCGCGCGCAGCCGGGGGCUGAGGACCAGGACCCGCGGGCUGAGACUUGACACUUCUGCGCUGGGCCGCCUGCCACUUAGCGUGGGGCUCCCUCUACCCGCCCCAGAGCCACGCGAUUAAAAAAAAAAAUCAGCCCUUAGCCCCCUCCUCCCCUUUCCUGCUUCUGCGAGAACUCCCUCCCUCCCUCCAGCUCCGCCGACCCCGGCGCCCCUGCCCUGGAAGCCGAGCGGCUCCGCUCGCAUUUCGCCGCCGCCGCCUCUCGCAAUAUAGGGGAGAAGCAGACCAUGGUGAACCCGGGCAGCAGCUCGCAGCCGCCCCCGGUGACGGCCGGCUCCCUCUCUUGGAAGCGCUGCGCAGGCUGCGGGGGCAAGAUUGCGGACCGCUUUCUGCUCUAUGCCAUGGACAGCUACUGGCACAGCCGCUGCCUCAAGUGCUCCUGCUGCCAGGCGCAGCUGGGCGACAUCGGCACGUCCUGUUACACCAAGAGCGGCAUGAUCCUCUGCAGAAAUGACUACAUUAGGUUAUUUGGGAAUAGCGGUGCUUGCAGCGCCUGCGGACAGUCGAUUCCUGCUAGUGAACUCGUCAUGAGGGCUCAAGGCAACGUGUAUCAUCUCAAGUGUUUUACCUGCUCUACCUGCCGGAAUCGCCUGGUCCCGGGAGAUCGGUUCCACUACAUCAAUGGCAGUUUAUUUUGUGAACAUGAUAGACCCACAGCUCUCAUCAAUGGCCAUUUGAAUUCACUUCAGAGCAAUCCACUACUGCCAGACCAGAAGGUCUGCUGAAAGGUCAGAGUGAUGCAGAGUGCGUGCCUUCAUCUCAGAUUCUGUUCAUCGCAGGUGGAUCCCAUGUGUCUUCAGUAGACAAGUCACCUUUGUAGCCAGCACCAGUGCCAGCUCCAUGCCAUCGCACCUUCUUUAGGCUUGAGUGCCCUUCCUGCAUUUAUUGGUGUAUUAAAAUGACUGAAUAUGGACAUUAAGGACUCCAUGAACCUGGGCUAAUGGGAGACGGUAGCGGAAAUGAAAAAAGAUCCACGGAAGGACAUCUUGGGGAGGGGGGAGGGUGCUUGGGGGGAGGGAAAUGACUAAUGAAGCUAAUUAAAAGAAGCAUUGAAAUCUGCUUUCUUCCCUCAUUAACAAUUAGCAGGGCACCGGCCAGAGUUUGUACCCUGUGUUUUACCUUAACAACAUUCUGUUUGCUCUUUGUAUAUUUAAGUGUUGUUAUGAAAUGUGUUUCAAUCAAACUGAACAUGAGUUAAAGGAAAAGAGAGAUGUGGCUUUUGUGAUAUUAUAUCACGAACACUUUUAUUGUAUCUCUGUAAAAUACAAUGUAUGUAUGCAUGUGAGUGGUCUCGUCCUGAUGUUGCUACGCCCAUGGCAAAGGUUAAAAAAAGAAAAGAAAAGAAAAAAUUACAAAAAAACAAAAAAGGAAAAAAAAAUCAGGCUCAUAGCCGGUACUAUGUAGAAAAUUCCCCCGACUUCUAAUUUGCUGAAUGAAGAAAAAAAAUCUUUUAUUUGUGAUAUUUUCAGAGACAUUUGCUCUAGUAUGGUGUAUUUAAAUAAUAAAAACUGAAAAGAAAAAUAUGCAACAGA